AUGGCGGAGGAGGGCAAGGCCGGCGGUAACGGGGCUAACGGCGGAGGCGGAGGCGGAGGCGGUAGCGGAGCGGGACUGCUGGACCUGGAGCGGGAGUUGACAUGUGCGGUAUGGGCACGGCGGCUGGCCGUCGAGGCAGGCAAUCAUGUGAGACGAACUGUGUACUAACGAGACUCGACAGAUAUGCACGGACAUUCUGUAUCAACCUCUGACUCUACUCGACUGUCUACACACAUUCUGCGGGGGCUGCCUGAAGGAAUGGUUCGCCUGGCAAGCCGCGGCGGCGGUCAGCAGCAGCAGCAGCAGCAGCAGCAGCAGCAGCAGCAACAGGAGGACGAGGCGGCACCCGUAUACCUGCCCGCAAUGUCGCGAGUCGGUGAGGGGGACCAAGGCGGACUGGAGGUCGACGACGCUGCUGGAGGGAUUCCUGAAGGCGCAUCCGGAUCGCGGCAAGACGGAGCAGGAGAAGGAGGAGAUGCGGCGGAACUACAAGGCGGGGGAAGAUGUGCUGCGGGUGGUGGAGAUUGCGCGGGAGGGGGACGACAGCGAGGGCGAGGACGACCGGGAGACUCGGCGAGAGCGGAGCAUGGCCCACGUCGAUCCGGAAACGGCAAGACGAAGGGCGGCGGCGGCGGAAAGAGCGUCCGGGGAGAGACAACGGAGACGGCAGGAGCGAAGCAGGCCAGAUCGAUCCAUUGCACGGCAGGCGCAGGCGCGAACGGAGAGAGGACAGGAAGCGGAAGCGGAAGGCGCUGGUGGACCUGGACACGUGAUGCAGGAAGGCGGCGACGAGCGACAAGUCGAGCAUCAACCGUCCGAGUCUCUCCGGAGCCUGCUCAGCGACUCCCAGAUCACGUCGGAGGAUGUUCAGCAGGAAAUUCUGCAGUCCAUCUACUCCGAAGGCCUUCUCGACGACAUCGACCUUGACAAUCUCACGCCUCAGCAGGAGGAAGAGCUCACCGAACGCAUCGCCGAGGCGUAUCGACGGCGCCAACGGAAUCGGGACAGGUCUCGAGACCGAGGCAGAUCGAGCAACGGCGAGCGAGAGGAACGAGCAUCUCAUCGUCCACGACCGGCAUCUGCAGCACGAGGACCGAGUCAGAAUCCGUCGAGAAGCUCUCCGCCACGGCAAGCACAGCAACAGCAACAGCAGCAGCAGUCACGGGCACGGGCACGGCCGCCCAUUUCCCGGCCACAUCUCUUCGAACAAUCGACCGCCGAUGCCGAUGCCGAGCGCAGCCAGCGAAGAUGCGCGAGCUCGACUGGUCACCACAGACAACGCUCCGACCCUCACUCACGCUCUAGCUCUAGGAACCAAGCCGCUCCAGCCGCCCGAUCAGCGACAGACUUGUCACAAGCACCAACGAGUGAGGAUGCCCAACGCCCGACACCGAGACUACGAGCCUUAUCCGGCAACAAUCGAAGCUCCACUGAUCCCUCCCACCUGCGCUAUGACACCGUGCACCCGCGUGAUCUCUCUGCCAACAUGAACCUGAGACCAGAGGGGGUCGCUACUUCCCCACGACCUCGUAGCCGCGACUCCGACCCCCAUCGGCGGCAGACGGGGCCGUCGAGCAACAACAGAUCCAUCCAAUCCACAUCAGCCCUUGACGCGACCUCGGUGGAUAUCUCACCUCAACCGGCCAUGGCCAUACGACCCGCGCCAUCACACUCGGCAUUGGCACCAGAGCCUACUUCAAGCUCAGUCCACCCUCCGCCUCCCCAAAACGUUAAAGCUCCUUCGAUAUCCUGCUCCCGCUGCGAACGCCCUCACAUCGAGACCCAACUGCAUUACAACUGCCCGAAAUGCGCCCGAGGUGCUUUCAACCUCUGCCUCCAGUGCUAUCGCUCUGGCCAGGGCUGCAACCACUGGUUCGGCUUCGGAUUUGCCGCCAUGCACCGUUGGGAGCACAGCGCGCCAGCAGGAGGAUCAGGCACAGGCAAUGAGUACCCUCAUACGCUCGUCUCUCGCCGCUACACCACGCCUUCCACCAACACAUCCUCCGCUCCGUAUCCGGAUACUUUCCUCCAGGAGGGAGCAUUCUGCGAGUCAUGCCUAGCUUUCACGAAUGAUACGUACUGGUACUGCGAGAUAUGUCUCCAGGGAGCUUGGGGCUAUUGCGAUUCCUGCGUGAUGCAAGGAAAGCACUGUACCCAUCCUCUGUUACCUGCCGCGCACAUCUCCGCCCGCCGCAAUCCCUCUCACGAUCCUUCCAAAUUGGCCUUCUUACCACUGCCGCACCUCAAAUCACAUAGCUACGUCCUCAAACCGGUAGAGACAUACUGCGACAUCUGCAAGCAGCAGAUCCCCAAUGCCGAUGCGCGGUAUCACUGUUACCAAUGCGGCAGCGGAGACUACGACAUCUGCAACACCUGCUACCACUCCCUCGUCAGCCAGGGAAAGAUCUCGUCCAUCGACGGCCCCAACGGAUGGCGACGCUGCCUCCAAAACCAUCGAAUGGCAACCAUCUCCUAUCAAAACGACGGCCAAGUCCGAACAACUCUCCGCGACCCCGUCGGCGGCUGGCGUCUCAAGGAAAACCCAGCAGAACUGCCCUCCGGCCCGCCUGCCUCACAACUCUCGAACGGUCCGAGGUACCUUGCAACAUGGAGUUGGUGGCCCGCAGAAGCCAACCGAGACGAACUGGCCUUCCCCAAGAACGCGGAGAUCAAAGAAGGAGAGGACCUCAAUGAAGAUUGGAGCGUCGGCGUUUAUGGUGGGAGAGUAGGAGUUUUCCCGAGGAAUCAUACGCGGAGGCUAUGA
This is a messenger RNA of Lecanosticta acicola, 2764 nucleotides long. The record is from the annotation of a GenBank genome assembly. Lineage: Eukaryota; Fungi; Ascomycota; Dothideomycetes; Mycosphaerellales; Mycosphaerellaceae.